AUGAACCCGUCCCUGGUGUUGCCCAACCCGUCUCUGGUGUUGCCCAACCCGUCUCUGGUGUUGCCCAACCCGUCCCUGGUGUUGCCCAACCCGUCCCUGGUGUUGCCCAGCCCGUCCCUGGUGUUGCCCAACCCUUCUCUGGUGUUGCCCAGCCCGUCCCUGGUGUUGCCCAACCCGUCCCUGGUGUUGCCCAGCCCUUCUCUGGUGUUGCCCGACCCGUCCCUGGUGUUGCCUAUCUCUGGUGUUGCCCAACCCGUCCCUGGUGUUGCCCAGCACACCCCAAUCUGUGCCACCUAUGGUAAAGCGGUUAGGGUCACACCCUUCACAGGACGCUUUGCUUUCAAGCUGCAUAAACCCGGUUUGUAA
Molecule: messenger RNA, 366 nt
Organism: Haliotis rufescens (red abalone)
Lineage: Eukaryota; Metazoa; Mollusca; Gastropoda; Lepetellida; Haliotidae
Product: chondroitin sulfate proteoglycan 5-like
Exons: 2
Coding region: 1-366 (121 amino acids)
Source: RefSeq, a predicted model, not a curated record